UCUCCCUCCUCCUCCCUCCCCUUCUACUUAAUUACUUCUCUCUCUCUCUCUCUCUCUCUCUCUCUCUCCUUUUGAGCUCUCGAGGAAUAUAUACGGCAAUGGCCGGAGGGGCGUUCGUGAACCCCGCGGGGGGAAAGGACUACCCCGGCAAGCUUACGCUCUUUGUCUUCCUCACCUGCGUCGUCGCCGCCACGGGAGGCCUCAUCUUCGGCUACGAUAUCGGCAUCUCAGGAGGGGUGACGUCGAUGGACUCGUUCCUGCAAAAGUUUUUCCCGUCGGUGUACGAUAAGGAGCAGAGGGACAAGAGCACGAACCAGUACUGCAAGUUCGACAGCCAGCUGCUGACCACGUUCACGUCGUCGCUGUACCUGGCGGCGCUCAUCGCCUCGUUCUUCGCGUCGGUGGUGACGCGGGUGUUCGGCCGCAAGUGGUCCAUGUUCGGCGGCGGCAUCACCUUCCUCAUCGGCGCCGCCCUCAACGGCGCCGCCCGCAACGUCCUCAUGCUCAUCCUCGGCCGCAUCCUCCUCGGCAUCGGCGUCGGCUUCGCCAAUCAGUCUGUUCCGGUGUACCUGUCGGAAAUGGCGCCGGCGCGGCUGCGGGGUAUGCUGAACAUCGGGUUCCAGCUGAUGAUCACGAUCGGCAUCCUGUGCGCGAACCUGAUCAACUACGGCACGGCGAAGAUCAAGGGCGGGUGGGGGUGGCGCGUGAGCCUGGCGCUGGCGGCGGUGCCGGCGGGCAUCAUCACCGUGGGGUCUCUCUUCCUGCCCGACACCCCCAACUCCCUCAUCGAGCGCGGCCACGACGACGAGGCCCGCCGCAUGCUGCGGCGCAUCCGCGGCACGGACGACGUCGACCGCGAGUACAACGACCUCGUGGCGGCCAGCGAGGAGUCGAAGGCCGUCAAGCACCCCUGGGCCAACAUCGUCAAGCGCAAGUACCGCCCGCAGCUCACCAUGGCCAUCCUCAUCCCCUUCUUCCAGCAGCUCACCGGCAUCAACGUCAUCAUGUUCUACGCCCCCGUCCUCUUCAAGACCAUCGGCUUCGGCGGCGACGCCUCCCUCAUGUCCGCCGUCAUCACCGGCCUCGUCAACGUCUUCGCCACCUUCGUCUCCAUUUUCACCGUCGACAAGCUCGGCCGCCGCAAGCUCUUCCUGCAGGGCGGCUCCCAGAUGCUCGCUUGCCAGGUCAUCGUGGGGACGCUGAUCGCGAUCAAGUUCGGGACGAGCGGGGAGGCGCAUCUGUCGAAGACGUACGCGGCAUUCGUGGUGUUCUUCAUCUGCUUGUACGUCGCGGGGUUCGCGUGGUCGUGGGGGCCCCUGGGGUGGCUGGUGCCGAGCGAGAUCUUCCCCCUGGAGAUCCGGUCGGCCGGGCAGAGCAUCAACGUGUCGGUGAACAUGCUCUUCACCUUCGUCAUCGCGCAGGCGUUCCUCGCCAUGCUCUGCCACAUGAAGUUCGGCCUCUUCUACUUCUUCGGGGGCUGGGUCGUCGUCAUGACCACCUUCGUCGCGCUCUUCCUCCCCGAAACCAAGAACGUGCCCAUCGAGGAGAUGAUCCUCGUCUGGAGGAGCCACUGGUUCUGGGGCAACUUCAUCGCCGACACCGACAUUCACGUCGGCAGCACCCUCGAGAUGGCCAACGGCGACAAGUCAAAGUCCGCGGCCUGAUUUGUUAAAUUUUACUAUUAUUAUUAUUAUUAUUAUACCCAAUUAAACAGUAAAAUUUGCUGCGACGUACGUUCCAGAGGGUAAAUACUUCAUCAAUAGGUUAAUGUUAUUGUUUUUCUUUUUCUUAAUUAAUUAGGUGCCGUUUAUAUACUAACGGCUGGUAUGGUUACUGAUCAAACUGUUGCUCCAAUGUUUAACAAUUGGAUUAUCUAUAUCUUCGAACUACCAAUUAAUGAUGUGUGGCCUUAAUCCUGUAAAGCUUUGGACCAUUAUUUGUCAUCUUUCAGUGAUGUGAAGGCAAUUUGGUGUUGUGUGGGGCU
Ananas comosus (pineapple) is the source of this 1984-nucleotide messenger RNA. RefSeq names its product sugar carrier protein C-like. Gene Ontology annotation, biological process: monosaccharide transmembrane transport. The coding region runs from base 99 to 1664 and encodes 521 amino acids. NCBI's taxonomy places the organism in Eukaryota, Viridiplantae, Streptophyta, Magnoliopsida, Poales, Bromeliaceae. The record is from RefSeq and is a predicted model, not a curated record. Gene Ontology annotation, molecular function: monosaccharide transmembrane transporter activity. Gene Ontology annotation, cellular component: membrane. The transcript is spliced from 4 exons.